AUGAAUGAACAUCAAUCGGAUGCAUCUGAAUCGAUUUCUAGUGAGGAAAAUAUCGAUUUGGAUAAUGUGUCAAGUGAUGAAGCUUCACGAUUGGAUAAUGGGAAUCCAUUGGGCGAAAAAGUUCGAGCAACAAAUUUGCAAUUAUUAAUGGAUAUUACGGAAAAACAGAUCAAGCAACUCGACGAACUUUUGAACACCGCGCAGUUCGAUGAUGAUAUUCUGAAUCCAACGCGAUUCAUGAAUUUCCGAAGGCGACGAGAUCGCGGAAAACAAUUCUAUCGUGGACACAUGCGAUAUAUUAGGCCUUGUGGUUCAGAGCGACAUGCGAUUCGACUAGAAGGCCGAUAUCGAGACGGCGAUGAGUGGCUGAAAAUGAACGGCAAUCGCGACGAAUGGCCCGUCGCCUACAUCGGAACCAAGUUGACAAGUCGACUGGCCGAUUGUGCCGAAUUCAAUGACAACGAAAUUGUCUUCUGCACACCGGAUCCACAAAUCGCUUUGAAAUAUUCAGAAGUCAAAUGUGUUUAUGUAAUCGCAAUCAUUUAA
Molecule: messenger RNA, 546 nt
Organism: Caenorhabditis bovis
Lineage: Eukaryota; Metazoa; Nematoda; Chromadorea; Rhabditida; Rhabditidae
Source: the annotation of a GenBank genome assembly